Salvelinus fontinalis (brook trout) is the source of this 1780-nucleotide messenger RNA. RefSeq names its product diamine acetyltransferase 1-like. The record is from RefSeq and is a predicted model, not a curated record. Bases 228 to 749 code for a protein of 173 amino acids. Gene Ontology annotation, molecular function: N-acetyltransferase activity. NCBI's taxonomy places the organism in Eukaryota, Metazoa, Chordata, Actinopteri, Salmoniformes, Salmonidae. The transcript has 6 exons.
ACAGACACGCCUUGUGUAAAAACAACAACCAGCGCAUGGGCUGGCUCACACAACACUGGGAUAAAAAGGGGCCUCCAAUCUAACCUCUCCACAAUGUCCUUCAAUAUAUCUAGCGAACAUUUAGCUUAAAGGGACUUGGUUUGAAUAGAACAGCAAGGUAGCUAACGUUAGAUAACUAGCUAGCUUUUAAGUCGACUGUUCAGCUCUUAUUAAUAUAAAAUAAGCAAAUGACUAAUUUUAAAAUACGGAACGCUGAAUCCAAAGAUGUGCCUGACAUACUGCGAAUGAUAAAGGAACUGGCUAAAUAUGAAGAAAUGGAACACCACGUGAUACUGACUGAGGAAGAUCUGCUCGAGGACGGAUUCGGUGACUAUCCAUUAUACCGCUGUGUCGUGGCAGAAGUCCCCAGUGAGCAGCAGAGCAACAGCGGUCCUGUGGUGAUUGGGUUUGCCAUGUACUACUUCACCUAUGACCCCUGGAUUGGCAAGUUGCUUUACCUGGAAGACUUCUUUGUCAUGGAAAAGUACAGGAAGAUUGGCAUUGGCUCAGAGAUCCUCAAGCUCCUCAGUGACAUGGCAUUCAAGACUCGCUGCAACAGCAUGCACUUCGUCGUCGCCGAGGGCAACACAGAGUCAAUAGAGUUCUACAAGCGUCGUGGGGCGGCCGACAUCACUCUGGAUGAGGGAUGGAGACUCUUCAAGAUCAACAAGAGCUCCCUCUUCAAGAUGUCCUCCGGCUCCAAAGAGUGAGCUGGCCCCAAGACACAUAGAAAGCUGGGGACAAGAGUGACAGACUUGUUCAAUUUAAUUUAAAUUACUUAAUUAUUUGCCAGUCUUUCACUUCAGCGGUGGGGGGUGUGACUUCUGACAGGGGCAUUAAGCAUGUGUGUGCACAAACUUCCUCAAUCUAGUCAAUCAUUUAGGUCACGUAUUUUAUCUGAAGCCAUCGUUUUAGUAGUUGUAGUUUUUAAUCAACGCACCUUAGGAUUCCUAGUGUUCUCUCAGUUCUGCUAAUCAACACACCUUAGGAUUCCUAGCGUUCUCUGUUUCAUUAUUGACCAAUAUAUUUUACUAUUCUAUAAUACAGUGAUUUUUUCUCUCUGAAGUUUGAUUGUGUUUAUGUUGGUGGUUAUUAUGUUCUAUUGUGACUGAUUUCUGUGGGGCUAGGAGGGAAGUGGAGUGAGUUCAUUGCUUUACAAUGAAAUCCCUGGCCCCCCAUUAAGGUGGACUUAGGUCAGGGGUCAGAUGUGAUGGGUCAUGAUAGUGUGGAAGGGGAGGGGACGGCUUUACAGAACAUGCAUCACUCCAUAUGCCCUCCCUCCCUUCAUCCUCCGUCUGUUGUGGGAGUAAUUUCAGAAUGGUGACUGCACUGACCUUGGAAAGACGCCAAACUGUCACAGUAUCUAAUGCUCAGAAACACACACAUCCUAGUCAGAUCUAGCAGAAACCAGGGACGUAGAAAUGCAUAUCAGUGGGAUGUCUGGUGUUCACUGACCAUAUCUUGAACAUUCACUGCAGCAAUGCCUGAACAACAAACACAGCCAGAAACCAACACUGUAGUGGCCCAGUAGAGUUUAGAGAAUAUUACAAACACUGUCUCCUGUCCUCUCCUCCCCCAACCCCUUGCCCAGGCAGAGACAGAUCCUCUUUACGGUAAUCCUGGCAACAAUCAUCUCUAGUAGACACUUGUACUCCACUCUAAACUCUCAUAUGAACUUAGAAAAUGUCUCCUGAAAAUGUUUCUUUGGCAUUACUCCAUUAAAAACAAUGAAGGACAUCAA